Messenger RNA from Cryptosporidium muris RN66, 681 nucleotides. RefSeq names its product ubiquitin carboxyl-terminal hydrolase family protein. The record is from RefSeq and is a predicted model, not a curated record. The transcript has a single exon. Gene Ontology annotation, biological process: protein deubiquitination. Gene Ontology annotation, molecular function: cysteine-type deubiquitinase activity. The annotation marks the transcript as partial. NCBI's taxonomy places the organism in Eukaryota, Apicomplexa, Conoidasida, Eucoccidiorida, Cryptosporidiidae.
AUGGGUAAUAUAACACCGGGAUAUAAUGAUUCUGAAAUACUUUUUAAUAGUUUAUUACCACCUGGAUUAAGGAAUUAUGGAAAUUCUUGUUAUAUGAAUGCAGGAUUACAAUUCCUUGUAAAUCUUGAUAUAUUCUCAAAUAUACAUGGUAUUAUAGUGAAUAAUGGAUCAACUCAACAUAUAUGUAGAGAACUUUUAGAUAUAUUACAUAAAAUAAGUAAAUUAUAUAAAUCUAAUAUUUCUAUACAAACCCAAAACCUUUAUAAGCAAUUACAACAAUCAAAUCCCAAUUUAUUCAAUCAGAAACAACAAGAUGCUCAUGAAUUUAUUAUAUAUAUCCUUGAAAUUAUUCAUAAUGGUACAAAAAAAAUAACAAAAGAAAAAAAUUUAACACAUGAUGAAUUAGAAAAAAUCAGUAAAAAAAGUACUAGACCUGGAUUAGUAUAUUGGAAUGAAUAUUUAAAAGUAAAUAAUUCAUUAAUAAGUAAUUUAAUAUCAGGACAAUUUAGAAGUAGAAUUAAUUGUUUAAAAUGUGGAAAAUUCAGUGAUACAUAUGAACCAUUUUGGGAUAUAAUAUUGGCAUUACCAAUUAAUGAAGAUAAUAUUACUACUAUUGGUUCUUGUUUUAGAAAAUUUUUUGAAGAACAGACUAUACAACAUGAUAAUGAACCUUCUACAUAU